AUGAAUUCGGAUGUACAUCGUCAUCAGGCACAUCCUCCCCUGGCACAGCACGGUGUACACGGCGCACAGAGCGUGGGCCCCUGCGGCUGGUACUCCGCAUCGGCCGCGCCCGCGCCCACCGCCCCCGCGCGACUGAAAAGGGCGCAACCCCCACAUCAACUACCGUCCGGUGGAGGAGUCAGCGGAAGCAAUGGUCCUCACGUUCCCCUUUCGCCCACAGCGUUGCAGAAUUCCGUUCCACAUAGCAACCUAAUGUCGUCGUCAGUGCGCGCAGCGGCUCCGAGCGGCCCCGCGCCCGCCGCCAUGCACACGUCCCAAACAACAGCCGUAGUCCCCAAGGGAUCGAGCGAUGUGUUGGUGAACUCGUCAGGACCGACGCCGCCGGCCGCCAACAGACUCGUCAACACGUGGCCCUGGCACCACGGCGCGAUAUCGCGCGAGCGCGCCGAGGCGCUGCUGUCGGGGUCGCCGGACGGCGUGUUCCUCGUGCGCGAGAGCACCAACUUCCCCGGCGACCACACGCUGUGCGUGCGCUUCCGCGGCCGCGUCGAGCACUACCGAGUGAAGUGGGCGACAGCACCUGACAGCCAAAAUCAACGUCUUACAAUCGAUGAUGAAGAAUUCUUUGAUACCAUGCCGGAUCUUAUUCAUCAUUACUUAAAAGAUGCAGAUGGGUUAUGUACAAAAUUAGAAAGAUGGUUACCAAAGUCAUCUCCAAACGGUGCCAAUAACAAUAAUGUGCUCCAACCACCUUUUUCACCUCUUCCACAGCAGCCGCCGCCGUACCCGCCCACGCCGAGCGUGUCGUCGCUGGCCGCCGCGCACUUCCCGCACGCCUUCCCGCCGCCGCCCGCCGACCAGACCGACGGGCAGAAGUUUGAUGCGCGUUGGGUAAUAGCAGAACGAGACUUAGAGAUUCGGGAGAAUAUAGGCAAAGGAGAAUUCGGAGAUGUGAUGCUGGGCAUUUUGAACGGUACUCAAAAAGUGGCUGUCAAAAUAUUGAAAGACCGCGAAGCAGCCAGCAAGUUCCGAGCGGAGGCUAGUGUGAUGGCGUCGCUAAAGCACGAGAACCUGGUGCGGCUGCUGGGCUGCGUGGUGUUCAGCGCCAACGGCAGCACGUGCAUCGUGACGGAGCACUGCGCGCAGGGCUCGCUGCUGGACUACCUGCGCUCGCGCGGCCGCCACUACGUCACGCAGCUCAAUCAGAUCAACUUCGCUUACGACGCGUGCUGCGGCAUGGAGUACCUGGAGCGGCAGCGCGUGGUGCACCGCGACCUGGCGGCGCGCAACGUGCUCAUCUCCGGCGAGGGCGCGGCCAAGGUGGCGGACUUCGGGCUGGCGCGCCCCGACGCCGCGCCCGACGACCCCGCCGACGCGCUGCGCGUGCAGGCCAAGCUGCCCAUCAAGUGGACCGCGCCGGAGGCGCUCAAGUACAACAAAUUUUCUAAUAAGUCUGACAUGUGGAGUUUUGGCAUUCUCUUGUGGGAGAUUUACUCAUUCGGAAGAGUGCCGUAUCCUAGAAUCCCGCUGGCGGAGGUGGUGCGGCACGUGGAGCGCGGCUACCGCAUGGAGGCGCCCGAGGGCUGCCCCGCCGGCCCCUACGACGUGAUGCGCGCCGCCUGGCACGCCGACCCCGCGCAGCGCCCCACCUUCGCGCACACGCGCCUGCGCCUCGCCGCCAUACGCGAGACCGCGCACGCGCACCAG
Messenger RNA from Brenthis ino (lesser marbled fritillary), 1707 nucleotides. The record is from the annotation of a GenBank genome assembly. Lineage: Eukaryota; Metazoa; Arthropoda; Insecta; Lepidoptera; Nymphalidae.